CUUAUGAUGUUUCGAUUAUCUGAUCAUAAAUCAUGUCACAAAGAUAUAUCACGUCCCAUAUAGAAUCUUAUGUCAAGAUUUGCCAACAACGAUACUCAACUUUUUUUUUUAUCUUGUACAAUAUAUGUCAUUCAAUGAAUCUCGAGUUUGGACGAACUCUUAACCAAUGAUGUUGCUCAGAUGACGACAACUUAGUUAGAAUUUUUUUAUAAAGGUACUUCAAUAUCAGAUAAAUUUGGUCAUCCCAAUUGAAAGUUUACUAUCUUAGUUUAUGAUCAUAUUUGUCGAUCAAGACACUCAAUUUAAUAUCUUAUACAAUAUGUAUCAAUUGUUAAUACAUAAAGUUUAAUUUUUGACUCACCCUCAACUCAUGGUCGUUGUUUAGAUGUUGGUUUAGAAUCUCUGUCCAAGAGACUCACACACUGUCGAGGGUUCUAAUCUUAACAUGGUCCAUUAGUGUAUAAUUUUCUAACUUAUCAAAUAUGCAUUUGCUAAAAUUUAUAUAUCUUUGGUGUUUGUUUUGGGAUAAAAAUUCCAUUACUUAUACUAAUAAUAUCUUCAUUUUAUUGGUGCAGUGCCACAUCCCUAAUCAAUAUCUAAGCAUGAUACUAUACUCUAAGUAAGAAAACGCUAUCAGAAUCACGAAUUAACCUGAUUUGUGGGCAUGAUACUAUACCCUAACCCUUGAUAAGUGAACCCGAGGUCUUAGUUAUCUAAAUCAUAGAGCUUAACCCCUAAGAUUGUGAAGGUAAUUUGUUGCAUAUAUUUUUUUCCGAAUCAUGACCGUUGAUUUUUGUUUAUAAUUAAACUUAUCUUAGUGUAUGAGAUUUAUAAAUUUAAGACCUAGAUUUUAAUCUUUAAGGCUUUGAGAAUAAUACCAUAUGUCAUACUCUAGUCAAUUCAAGGUCUAUAUAUCGUUUUCUUACUCAAGGUAUGUCAUAAUAUACAUAUACAAAUAUAAAGAGUUUAAUAUAUUUUAAGUGUAAUUAACACCUUUGUUUGACCGAAAUAUGUAAACUGUUCAGAAAAAUAAGGGGAAAUAUGAACAAAUGUAAGAGAAAAUAAGGUAUGGAAACAUGCAUUAUAAGAGAGAAGAAAAGUUGUAUUUCUUUAUUGCCUUCAUUUGUACAAUCAGGUACUACAUUAUGGCUUCGUCAUGUUUCUUUUAAAAUGGAAAAAAAACUUUUGAAGUAUUUUGCUAUUUAAUACUUGUUUUUGUUGAUAGAUACAAAUAUUAGAAAAAGAUAGUGUUUGAUAACCAAAAACAUAAAAUUAUAUAGUUGGUUUUUCAAAUUCAAUUGAUUAUUAAAUGUUGAUUAUCUAAACUUCACUAUAUUAAGUUCUAAUAAAAAUAUAAAUUAAUUGAUCAUAUUUAAUCAAAUAUAUAUUUUUUUUAAAAUUACAAUAUAUGUCACUCUCCAAACGUAAGUAUACUGCUGUUACACAUAUAUAUUGCAAAAAUAUUAUUGAAUAAAAAAAGAAAAAAUUAAAAGAAGAUAGAGAUAGCUACAUAAAUGAUCAUUAAAAUAAAAGAAAAAUAUUUAAAGAAGAUAGAUAUAGCUACACUAAUUGAUCAUUAAUUAACUUUUUUGUUUGUAAAAAAAAUGUCCACCAUGACACCUUGUAAAUUCUCCAAAUGCUUAUGUGCCAACAAACUACUUUUGAAUUGCCAUAAUAUUAUGUAUUAGAUAGAUAUGAGACGAAAAAUUCUUAACUAUUAGGAUUAAUCAAAUGAAUAACUACGAAGAUUCAGGUGUGAUGUUUCAAACAGGGAAUUUGAUAGGAAAUGCAUUCAAGCUUUCUAAUAAGUACUUUAGUAGUUCAUAUGGAAAUAAUAGAAAGGAAUUUGUAAUUAAUUUGUUUCUAAAUGGUCCACUAUAUUUAAAAUAUAGGGUAAAUACAAUAUAUUAGCCACAACUAUUAUGAAGCGGAGAAUUGUAACAAUUAUGGAAAUUCAAAUUAUUAGCCAAACGUUAACUAUCUGUUAACAAUUUCGUUAGUAAUAUUGACUAAACUUUUAUAUUUUAAAGUUAUAAAUUAAAAGCAGUCCGACGUGGCUACUGCCGUGGCAGAUGACGUGCUCUUCUCUCCGUUAAAAAUUCAAUAACAGUAACGGACAGUUAACCAUAUCUUGACCCGCAACAAUAAUUAUGAAUAAUAAUUUAAAUUUUCAUAAUUGUGACUAUAAUUCCCCACUUCAUAAUAGUUGUGGCUAAUAUAUUAUAUUUACCCUAAAAUAUAAAAAACAAAGGAUAAUUUAUGGGACUUUGCUACGGUGACAUGCAUGUCAUGGUGACAUGCACUUUUCGUUCGACCUCAUAUAGGAUUAGGUCGACCUAAUCUGUUGUUUAAGUGUAAAAACAGUUUCAUGGUGCCUACUUUGGAGAUUCAUAUCUUACAAUUGGCUAGAUGGAAAUUGGAGAUUAAAGGCUUGUUUUGAAGCUGAAGUGUCCCUCUACACAUUAAAGUACUUGACAGCUUAAUAGAAAGUCCAGAAGACCAUGUUUGAACCUGACCAAAAGGCUAUGCCAAAACUGGGAAACUGCCUGAAAAUGGCUAAGUCUGGCAACGUGUUUGUCAAGCCUACUUUCACUACAACAAAUUCGGCCUAUUAUGACGAAGCAAAUUUGUCAUAUUAGAUAGUGAUUUUGUCAAAUUAGGUAUAAUAUGACAAAAGGUGUUGUCACAAAUGUUUGUCAUUUUAUCGCCGUCAAGAUAGGUCAAAUGUGACAAAAAUUUAAAACAAGGUUGUCACAUUUGCUUUCAGUAUAGCUGAGGUUUUGGGUAAUCUAUUGUGACAAACAGAGAUGUUAUGACGACAUAUUUUGUCAUUACGAUUGUCAUAAUCUGGUGAUUUGGGGUGAAUUGUUCGUCACAUUACAUGAGUAUAUUUUGUCAUAACUGUAUAUUGUGACGACUGCAUCUGUCACAAGUGUUUAUUGUGACAACAUUAUUUUGUCAUAGUUGAAUAUUAUAAUUAAUAUAUUUUGUGCUUCAAAAAUUUCAUAAUUCGAAAUUGUUUUCUGCAUUGGAACCUGAUAAUGGAAAGAUUACCAAAAACCCUAAACAUUACAACCAUUUCCAUAGCAGUCUAACCUGCCACUCUCGUACAACAAUUAACAAGAGCAAUGGCAAAUUACAUUACAACCUCUAAUCUAUUGAACACAGACAAAUAAGGUCAAGACUAGAUCGAGGAUGUUAGGAUUGGCUUCCCGGUCGCUGUCAUCGAGGAUUUAGAUCUUGAACCUCGCUCUAGCUCGUCGUCUGUGGUCUAGAGAAGGGACUAGAGGAAUGACCGAUUUUACCCACCGCUGCUACUGGCCAGUAUUGUCGCCAACGAUUCCUUUUCCAACUUUCCUCUCCUCGCAUGAAACCUCCACCAAAAAACCCAGAACGCAAAAUAAAACGAUUAGAAUCCUAAAACACCCCAACAAGUAUCGGAAAAAAAUACAUGCAUUAAUCUUACCUCUGUAGCCAGUAUCAUCGGCGUCAUAACCAGAACAAAGAAAAGGCGAAGCUAGAUCUAGAGAGGGGAAAGGAGAUUUUGAUUUUUGUUUAUCGCAAAGAGGCAGCGACAGAUUGAGAAAGCUAGGGUUUCAGAUUUCCUUUUUUUUUUUCUUCUUCUUCUUCUUCUUUGUUUUGUUUGAUCUUCCAAGUAGAGAGAACGAUAGGGAGAGGUGAGGUUGAUUGACCUUCAAUGUACUGACGUCGUCAUUGCCAUCUUUGUCGGCAUUCAUCGCCGUCGUGCCCUUCGAUACCGCCGCCCUUUCGUCUCUCUUCAGUUUCAUCUUUGACAAAGAGAAGGGAGGGAGAUUAGGUUAGAUUGAGAAAUCAAAGAGGCAGAUUGAAUCGUUUUUUAGAAGAGAUGGAGAGGGGGGAAGUAUCUUUGCUCGAUCUGAAAAGGGGAUGGAAAGAAUAGAUCGAAGAGAAGGAGAGAAGGAAAGAAUAGAUAGAAGUUUGCUUUGUUUUCUAGAGAAAAUGAAGAAUGAAUCGAGAGAAGUGAGAGGCUGAGCGGCAGAGAUGUUAAGAGGAAAAUGGUUAGGGUUUUUUUUGCUAGAGUUUAAGAGAUGCUUAUAUACCUCUGGUCGUAUAAAGCACGUAUUAUACUUGUAUAACACAUUUAACAUCCGUAUUUCUUGAAUUAAAUUAUAUCUCAGAUAUUAUAUAGAUAUUUAUUUAUUUUAAAUAAUUGAAUAUAUACUUUUUAUGUUAACAUUUACAGACCAAAGCCGAAACAACUAUAUUAUGACGAACAUGCCCUUUUGUCAGCUCGUCGUGGGACUAUUGAUAUCUAUUGUAACAAAAUACUUUGUCAUUUAAACAAUUCAGGAAGACAUAAUAUGACAAACACUACUCUGACGAUAUAAUUUGUCACUUUUGUGUCUCUUACAUCCCUAUAUGGGAUGCCUAUUUUGACAAACUUAACUAUGACACGAAAUAUUUGUCACAUUACUCACUUUAAAUGACGAAAUAUUCUGACAACAGGAAAUUGUCACUGUUGAGUCUCUUACAUCCCGAUAUGGGACGCCUAUUUUGACAAAAUUAAUUGCGACACGAAAUAUUUGUCACAUUACUCACUUUAAAUGACGACUUAUUCUGACCAAUUUUAUUUUUGUCACAUUAGGCAAACCAAAUAUGACAUAUAUUAUUUUAGUCAUAUCAUCGUACCUAUUGUGACAAACAGAAAAUGACAAAAUAAAAUUUUUGUCCUAAUAGGCCGAAUUUGUUGUAGUGUUUGGAGCUCAAUUUGAGAAGCAUGGAUGCAAGUCAAGUCGAGGGGCCUCUACCACGUUAAAUUACAUAUUUUAUUAUACAAAGGCAAGGCUUUGGAUGAAAGAUUGAAUAUCUUUAAAACUUCAAACAAAAGGCUCGAAGUUGCUACGAAGGCUGUUUUUCUGGCAGCUUGCUUGUGCUCGAAGUCUGCCAGAAAAACAACCUUCGUAGCAACUUCGACCCUUUUGUUUGAAGCCUUACAGAUAUCCAAUCUUUCAUCCAAUGCCUUGAAUUUGUAUAAGAACAUACCUAAUUUAACGUGGUAGAGGCUCCUGGACUCGACUCGCAUUCAUGCUUCUCGAAUUGAGCUCCAAAAUAGGCUUCACAAACACGUUGCUAGACUUAGCCAUUUCCAGGCAGUUUCCCAGUUUUGGCAUAGCCUUUUGAUGAGGUUCAAAAAUGGUCUUCUGGACUUCCUAUCGAGCUCUCUUCCACUUCAAUAUGUAGAGGGACAAUCCAGCUUCAAAACAAGUCAUUAGUCUUCAAUUUCCAUCUAGCCAAUUGUAUGAUAUGAAUAUCCAAAGUAGGCACCAUGAACUGUUUUUACACUGAAACAACAGAUUAGGUCGACCGAAUCCUAAAUGAGGUCGACCAGAUCCUAUAUGAGGUCGACCGAAUUCUAAAUAAGGUCGACCUAAUCCUAACUGAGAUCGACCGGAAAGUGCAAGUCACCGUGAUAUGCAUGUCACCGUAGGCACGACCAACUUAAAUCACAAUUCUCUAACGACAAUGGCGACACUAACUACUGUGGCCGCCAACAAACCGGUGAAUAUGCCGGUGCAAAGCGGAGACACAUUUAGAGACGAAAACUGCGAUGGCAACUGCUGGAUUUUCCUUCAACAGCAGCAGUCUCCUGCUUAAAUUUCUACGGAACACCUCCCCCUCCAGCUUCUCCGAAUGCCACCAGGAUCCCAUUCCCCCCUAAUUCCCGAAACCCUAGUUCCUGCGUUUUUUUAUUUUCUGAGCUCCUUUCUCAAGGUACCGCCUUUCUAUUCUGGUUUUCGGUUUCUUCUCUUUUCUUUCGAUGCCAAUUGUUUAUCGGUUUCGAUUUCUGCCUCUUUUUCCGUGUGGGUGUAUGCUCCACUUCAUUUUUACGUACUUCUCCCAAAGGGAUUUUUUUAACUUUGUGUCGUUAAAGAUGAUUGAGCUUGGUUCGAGUUAGCAGAGGGAGAGAUUCAUUCUUUUUUCUUCUAAAAAAGUUCAAGCUUUCUGUCUGGUUUUGUAACAGGUGAAUGAGCAGAGGAGUUAGGGAACCAAGGGGAAGCACACUACUUGAAUUCUCUUGUUUGCAGUGAUGAAAAUCAGGCGGAAGCGUGCCGCCCCAAAGGCCAAGAGUGUGCAGAAGAAGAAAGCUCCUGCUGCUGCUGUAGCUCCUCCAAGUCCAGUCCCCGCCUCCCCAGAAGAUCAUAAUGGCAUAGAGACUCUUGCUGCGGCCACAGAGACUUUUGCUGCUGCCCCCGAGCAAUUUCUUGCUGCAGCCAGGGCGCCUCUAUAUGCUGCUCCACCCCCUCCCACUGCUUCUGGGGCACUUAAUGCCAAUAAGAAGGCAUUCUUGAACCUUGUCGGCCAGAUUGCCCAAGAAAGUCUUCGAAUGGACAAAACUAGUGAUGUCGGCCACCAGGGAGUUCGUUCUGGCCAUCGUUUUAGUUCAUCUUCUUCUUCAUCAUCAAGUGGAGAUGACAACUCUUUCCGUGUUCAUGGUUGUAAUAGGGGCAUGGUGGUGGAGCAGGGGAUUGAGUGGAGGGGUGAUAUAUCACGGAGCCAGCAUGGUCGACCUACAGAAGGUGAGGCCGUGCAGAUUGGUAGCAGUUUACACGUCACAUCAUUGAGCGGAUUGCAUCCUUGGAGCAGUAAAGACAGGAAAUCGAAGAAGUCAUGCCAUGAUCCCCGAUACAAUGACAAAGAACUAAAUAUUUGCUUAGGAGUGAUUAAGAAGAUCAUGGAUAUGGAUGAAGCUGCAUCAUUUAGCGCUCCUGUUGAUCCUGUUCCCUUGGGGUUUCCUAGUCGUGUAGAUAUACCUAUGGAUUUUGGAACAAUAUGUAGCAAUCUUCAGAAUGGUUUCAAGUACCUAAAUUCUGAUGAUGUAUACAAGGAUGUUGAAUGCAUUUGGGCACAAUGUUUGAAGUAUAACAAGAAAGGUGACUAUAUUGUGUACCUUAUGAAGAGAGUGAAGAAGAAGUUUCUCAAAUACUGGACAUCAGCCGGCCUGCGUACUGAAAUGCAAAAGCCUACUGGCCAACUUGAGUUUUUGACUAGUAACGGUCAAAUGAUGGGUCGAAUCAGUGUCAGCCCAUCAAACUAUGGUCACCAGGAUCAGGUCAAACCACCAAGCUAUAGUCACCAUGCUCAGGUGCCUCCUUCAAGCUAUAAUCACCAUGUGCGUCCAUCAAGCUAUAGUUACCAGACUCAGGUGCCUCCAUCAAGCUACGAACACCACUCUCAGGUGCCUCCGUCAAUCUACAACCACCACUCUCAGGUGCAUCCGUCAAGCUACAACCACCAGUCACCAGCUCAGGUGCGGCCAUCAGGCUACAUCCACCAGUCACUAGGCGAGGUGCGUCCAUCUGGCUACAGUCACCAGGCUCAGGGGUCUCCAUCAAGCUUCAACCACGAUGUGCAGGUGCCUCCAUCAAGCUUCCACCAAAGGACUCCUGUCCCUCCAUCAAGCUAUGAUUACCAGGCUCAGGUGCCUCCAUCAAGCUCCAACUACAAGGUUCGGGUGCCUCCAUCGAGCUACAGCCCUGAGGUUCAGGAGCCUCCAUCAAGCUACGACCACCACUCUCAGCUGCAUCCAUCAAGCUACAGUCAACUGGCUCAGGUGCCUCCAUCAAACUACAAGGCUCAGGUGCCUCCAUCAAGCUACAGUCACCAUUCUCAAUUACCUCAACUUCAGCCAACCACAAAUGAGUCGCCAAAAUUACUAGAGCUGCAACCUAGAAUCAAUGCAGAGUAUGCAGGAUAUUUGGAUGUACCCUCUGCGUAUUCUGUUAGGAAGCGAAAGAAAGAUUCAGCUCGGGCUUCUAUCAGGGCUAAGUCAAGCCGUUCUAAGCAUCAGUCAAAAUCAACCCUACAUUAUCAGAGACGUCACACGAGAAGUCCUAGUCAGCAACAGCCAUCUCCGUCUCUUGUUCAAGAGAACGACGACACACGAUCUCCAGACGGUCUGCUUGGUAGGAGUGAUUUGGGGCAAAAUGGAUUUGUGUCCACAGCUGUAGUUAACCCCAUAGAGACUAGCCAGAGCCAACUUCAACCACAAAAACCUCCGGUUGGUCAUAGCCAUGAACAUCGGUCACAGAUACCUGAGGGAAAUAUUGGACAGCCACAACACUCUGAGUGGUUUGCUUCUGCUUCACAUGCAGGAGAUAUGAAUGGAUUGGAGAGGGACGUGAGACAGAAUGAAGCAUGUUCUAAUAAUUGUCCGACGGAAACUGCAACCCCCUCCUUCCAGCACUCUCCUUCCCUGCAUCAGCAGUAUGAAGACCACAGCAGCCCAGGCAGGCUGGAAGAGGGUGCACCUAGCUCAAGAAAGCGAAAACGAGAUCUGCCCUAUCGUCGCGCUGCAUGGGACACGCCUGAUGGUAGAAAAAUGGUUGUUCCCCUGAAUGAUUUGGGACAAGCAAUAGGCUCUGAAGGAAGAAAACUGGCUUCCUUUCUGGGAACCUUGGCACGGGAUGGUAACUUGGCUCCUGUUACUCUUGUGCACUGGUCCAGAGUGCCAAAGGCCAACAAAGAAACCAUGUGGCUGAUGGUUCAGGCAAAGUUUGAGAUUGAUCCAGUAAUUGGGAAAUCGUGGGUGAUGAAGUCUCUUUCUACAAAAUGGAGGAACUGGAAAGCAAGGUUGAAGGCAGACUAUUACUCGUACAAGACUGAUGAAGAGCGUAUGAGGAAUCUUGACAAGAGAGUGCUUCCCGAUCAAUGGCCAAUUCUCAUAUCCUAUUGGAACAAGGAAGACGUGCAGUUGUAUGCUGCUAGGCAGAAGGCAAAUCGUGCCAAUCUUAAAGGCGGACACACCUCUGGUUCAAAGAGUUAUGCGACCUUAAGGGAGGAAGAGCGUGCGAAAAGGGCUGAUGGGAAGGCCCCUACUAGGGCAGAGUUGUAUGUGCUGACCCAUACACGAAAGGAUGGAAAUCCUGUCAGUGAAAAAGCCGCAGAAGUGAUCGCAAAACUGCAAGAAAAAGCUUCUGAGAAGCAGCAGGAUUCAGAAGCCAGUGAUAGUUCUCGUGACACAUUCCGUGAUGUAAUGGGUGAAGAAAAGAACAGUCAUGUGCGCAUGUGUGGUCUGGGACCUACCCCUAACACUCUAUACGGCCGAAAGUGUGGCCAUAUCCAGUUUGCAAAGAUGGCCAUGGAGGCCAAAAAGCAAGCAGAUGAUGAAGCAAACAAGGUUUAUAAUAAAGUGGAGGUAAUUGAGCAAAAGUACAACUCCAUGGAAGCUCAGAUUGCUAGGAUGAACGCAAACAUGGAGCUUAUGCUCGGGAAGAUGGGUGUACCACCUGUAAUGUCAAUAUCGACACACUCAGACCAGGUUGAUCAGCACACAGGUGCUCGGGAGAAUCCACAUCAGCCAGAAAAACCAUCAUCAUCUGAGUCAUGUAGCUGAUAAGGUCCUAACAUCUUGCUCCUGAGUUUCAACAGUUGAACUGCAUGGGUGUUCUUACUCGAUUACUUUUCUCAGAUCCAAUGGGGCACACAAAGCUAUAAACAUGUAUUUAUGUGUGAGAGAGUGUUCAUGAGCCACUCUCUUUGAGCCUGUAUAAUUUCUCACAAGGUGUAGCCGACUCACGAUGUGACAUUCAAAAUUUGCCUCUGUAGUAUCGACUCGAUCAUCCAAGCGUUUGUGAAAGUAUCACUAGGGCACCAUUAUGCUCAACAUUCAUUGAUUUAUAUGCAUUCUAACAAACAUGUGCUUACAUUACUCAUCUUGGUUGAUGCUCUGACAGACAUGAACCCUGAAUCUUACCAAAUAAAAAGGGUUCAUUCAAAUUGACAUUCUAGCGGAAUUUCUUCCAGUUAGAUAAGGCACCAUCUUGACAGAAUGUGGAAUCAAUCUUCCCAAGCAUAUAUUUGAAACUAGUUGCUUGGUUGGUCAGACCAGCAUCACCUAAUUGCUUCUGCCUCCUUCAUAGUUCUUUCUCAACAUUGCCACUAUUUUUAUGGUAGGAGGUUGACUAAGGCAUGUCCCCUCCAAUGUAGGGCAAAUACCUUGCUAGGUCCCCUACAUGUGUUCCAUAAAUCCAAGGCAGCAGCAUGUCCCUUCCAAUUGUGGCUGUUGUUGUAGGACAUGGUACCCCUAAAUACCUCUCAUCUCCCUCACAUCUGUGCUGUAGUUAUGUGGAAUUGUGGAUAGAUCCAUAUAUGGAUAUGACAUCACUAAGCUUCACCAUACAAUCAAUAUGGAUAUGACAC
This is a messenger RNA of Linum trigynum, 10179 nucleotides long. The record is from the annotation of a GenBank genome assembly. NCBI's taxonomy places the organism in Eukaryota, Viridiplantae, Streptophyta, Magnoliopsida, Malpighiales, Linaceae.